UACACAUAGUACCUGUCCGGUUGGGACCUACCAAGGACACUAUCUAGACAUGUUGUACCUGCCACCGUACUGUCUGUUGACUAUGUUUAACUUUUUACAAAUCAAGGAAGGCAAAUCCACCUGUUCAAGGAAAAAAGCUUAAGAAAAAUUGAAGUUAAAGCUGUGAAAAUUGCUAAGGAAAUUCUCCUUCACGUUAGCAAGUAGAAGUUUCAAUCUGGGGUUUUAACUUUGAGGCGGAGUCCGGUCAUGUUUGUUGGGCUAUGUUUGGUUUGCGUGAAUCUGUUAUGUUUGCAAACAUGGAAUAUGAGAUGGUUUUCGCUGGUGUUAUUAAUGAUGAGUUGGGUGCCUCUAUAACUGUCUGUAAAUGGCGAAUGUGAGGUGGGUUUCUUGUGAAUUAGGUAUUGAUGAUUUGGAUUUGUGUGUGAAUCAGAAGGGUGAGGUGGGCGUAAGAGGAAUUUGGAUUUUAUUGUUCAGAAGGUUGGUGGUGAUUCAUUCUGCAAUGAGAUGGGUGUCUGAUAAACAUUUCAUCGGCCUGUUGAAUGAUGUCUUUCUAUGCAAGGUUUGAAUUCCAAAGCCUAAUAUGGGAGGUAACAUUUAAUAAAUGUGGGUUUUAGCAUUGAAAUGUGUGACAUCUUAAUAAGUACGGGUCGGUAUCUGGAUCCUUAGCCUUGUGAGAAAGCCUGAAUCCUGGUUUUUUAAGUCAAAAGAGAAGUGGGUAUAUCAGAUAUAUACAAAACCCGAGGCAACUGAAAAUAUCCGAAAUUUUAUGUGCAUCACCAUCUCGGAUUCUGAGAGAUAAGGAUAAGUUUGCAUUAGACACCUGGAUUACCAGGUAUUUUGUCCAGUCCUUCAAAGUUUGUGAAUUAGAGAUAUUCUAGUUAACUGUGAAUUAGCAAUUCAAUUCUGAGACUCCCAGAGAACUACAGCUAAGGUUUUGUGUUUUUGAUUGUUGGGUAGAUAUAAGUUGGAACCAUAAAGAGUCGGGAGGAUAUCAUGUUUCAUUUGGGGGAGACGUGGCUUUGAAACACGAGAGAUUGGGAAGAAUCUGUGUUUUCAGUGGUGAAUAAAUAUCUUUGAAUCAUGAUGAGUUUUGGGAAGAGAGUUGGGUCUUUCUCAUAUAUCAUAAGCUACUCUGCAAGUUAAAUACAAUUAAGUUCACAGUUCUGACAUCUUAGACCUAAAAAGCACCUUUUCUCCCCAUUCAAGCUCUAAGCCUUACGAGCCUCAAAUAUAAAUUUGAUUGUUGCCACAGCGGGCAUGGUGGAUGUGUGUAAUUGAGUUGGUCUUUAAACCAAUCAUUUUCUUCUAGCCAAGUUUUUCUUUGAUUCCUGUACUGUCUCAAAUAAUGCAUUCAUUAUCUGCUGGUAAUAUUUCUUUAGAAUAUACAAUUGUAGUUGGCUUUCACAGAAUGUUUCAGGUCCGACAUGACUUUAUGCCCCUAUUAGUUUAUGUCCCAGCAACCCCAGUUCCAACUUCUGUACAUUCAUAGCAGCUAAUAAAGUUGCUGAGAGGUUUUGCAGAAGACUUAAAAUUACGAUUGACGUUUACAUUUGUAAAAUGAGGUUUUGGGUUCUCUAUAAAUCUCAUAACAACAUAUUUGGGAUUACCCAAAAAGCCAAUCUGAAAUAGAGUGGAUUCAUAAAUAGUUACAUUGAGCUAUAGAUAAAGAUUGAUUAUCCCCAGGUAGUAUAGCGAUUUGAUUUUAUCCGUGGUGUCUCAGAUGUUUGGUUCACGCAUUGCUUUUGAAUCGGGAAAUCUUUAAUCGCAGGUUUAUAAUUUCAAUCCCUUGCAAUGAAGAGAGCGGCUGUCCAGUGUAGCUCAAUCAUGGGUAUCCUGGAUGAUGAGAUCCUUGUAACUAUUCUUGACAAACUACAGGAUUCCACAGACAGAAAGUCAUGGUGCCUAGUCAGCAAACGUUUUUUCUUUUUGGAAGCAAGGUCUAGGAAGGAAGUACAGAUAAUGAGAUCAGAGUUGCUACCCAGGAUUUUGCAACGAUACAGCAAGAUUCAGCAUUUAGAUCUAUCCCUUUGUUCCCAGAUCACAGAUGAAAGUUUAGGGCGUGUGGCUCGCAUCAUUGGGAAUCAUUUACUUUCCAUCAACCUCUCAAAUUUGAGGACUUUCACUCACUUGGGUAUAGCACAGCUGGUUGAAAGUUGUCAAUCUUUGGUUGAGGUUGAUCUUUCCAAUUGCACUGAAUUCACAGAUUAUGCAGCUGAAGCUAUAGCACAUGCUCAGAACUUGCAAUCGUUGAAGCUAGUGAAAUGCAAACAAAUCAGUGACAUGGGUCUUGGAUGCAUAGCUGUUGGAUGCAGGAAGUUGCACACUCUGAGUCUUAAGUGGUGUGUAGGGGUCACAGAUCUUGGAGUUCAGCUGGUUGCUGUCAAAUGCAAGGAGCUGCGGAAUCUUGAUAUUUCUUACUUACAGAUAACCAACAAAUGUCUUGAAUCUCUUACAUGUCUGAGUCAUCUUGAGAACUUAGCAUUGGUUGGAUGUGUCAGAGUGGGUGAUGAAGGCCUUAUUUAUCUCAGGAACAAAUCUUUACAGGGACUGGAUGUUUCAAAGUGUCGCAAUAUCAGCUCUACUGGAAUAGUCAAUCUUGCAAGUGUUUCCCCAGAGUUGCGCCAACUUACUCUUGCCUAUUGUAUACCAAUUACAAGCGAUCUUGCAAGCUCUCAAACUUUUAAGAGACUGCAAAUAAUCAAAUUUGACGGUUGUAAAAUUUCUAGCACUGCACUGGAGUCUUUUGGUAGGAGCUGCAAACAUUUGAGGGAAUUGAGCUUAAGCAAGUGCAUUGGAGUCACAGAUGAAGAAUUGAAAAGAUUUUUGGCAUACUGUAUAGAGCUGAACAAAUUAGAUCUUACGUGCUGCCAUGAUCUAACUGAUGUUGCUUUAUUAGCUGUUGCAAGAUCAUGUAGACAUCUUUCAUCUCUUAAGAUCGAAUCUUGUCACUUGGUUACAGAAAAGAGUUUGACAAUGCUAGGGCCGGGGUGUCCUUUUCUGCAAGAACUUGACCUUACUGACUGCAGUGUAAACAACACAGGAUUGGAAUCCCUUGCUAGGUGCUCUGAAUUAACCACUUUGAAGCUAGGAUUCUGCCCAAAUAUAUCUGAUGAGGGGAUCAUCCAUAUAGGCGCACGUUGCUCAAAUCUCCAAGAACUUGAUCUGUACAGAUCUACAGGUGUUGGUGAUGCUGGAAUUGCAGUAAUCUCUAACAGUUGCCCAGGGUUAAAGAGCAUAAACCUUUCUUACUGCACACAUGUUAGUGAUGAUUCUCUGAAGUCUAUCUCACAACUGCAUAAACUUCAUAACCUUGAAAUCCGAGGUUGCUCUGGUAUUUCAUCUACUGGUCUUUCAGCAAUUGCUUUAGGAUGCAAGCGCAUUGCUGAAUUAGAUAUCAAAAGGUGCUACAAUGUGGAUGAUGCUGGGAUAUUGGCGAUAGCAAAUUCAUGUCGGAACUUACGACAGGUAAAUCUUUCAUAUUGUCCAGUCUCAGAUGUUGGAUUGUCAGCAUUGGCAAGCCUUCUUUGCUUACAGAAUGCAAAGUUGGUUCAUUUGAGGAAUGUAACUAUUAAUGGCUUUAUUUCUACUCUGUUGGCUUGCAAGAGUUUAAAGAAACUAAAGCUUCUUGAAUUCUUAAAGUUUAAAUUACCACGUCCUCUAAUUAAGCACUUAGAAGCCCACGGGUGCACUAUUCGCUGGAUGGAUAAACCUUUUGUGAUGUAACAUUCUCAUUUUAAAGGAUUUCCCAACAAUCCAACAUUUUCAACAAAUGUAUUAUUAUAUUUUAGAGUUCCUUUUUAGCAGUGCCAUGCUUGAUCUGAGGGAAUUUGUGCACAUGAAUGUUCCUGGCAUUCAGAAACUUUGUGGUGUUCGAUAACUACACAGAAUUUCAGAUACAAUACAUCUUCUGCAUGAAUUAUGGCAGCUGCCAAGGAUUCCUGCAGGUUUCGUUUUCUCUUCUCUGUUUACUCAAUUGGUGAUAAACCAAAAUCAUGUUUGAUUUCUGGAGAUUGUGUUUCUUGUCUGUCAUGCUCUGGUGAAAUAAGCUGUAUCUAUGUAAAAACAUUUCAAGUCUUUUUGGAACACCAUUCCUGCAAGGGUUUGGUCAUGGCAGUUAAUAAAUAAAAACAAUAUUUUCUUU
This is a messenger RNA of Cryptomeria japonica (Japanese cedar), 4141 nucleotides long. Its product is annotated as F-box/LRR-repeat protein 3. Gene Ontology annotation, biological process: SCF-dependent proteasomal ubiquitin-dependent protein catabolic process. Gene Ontology annotation, cellular component: SCF ubiquitin ligase complex. NCBI's taxonomy places the organism in Eukaryota, Viridiplantae, Streptophyta, Pinopsida, Cupressales, Cupressaceae. Bases 1792 to 3723 code for a protein of 643 amino acids. The transcript has 7 exons. Gene Ontology annotation, molecular function: protein binding. The record is from RefSeq and is a predicted model, not a curated record.